AUGUGGCUUGCGUUUGUCUGUCUGCGCCGCCGGCAAUUCGCCAGCUUCGUCACACCACCUUUCGAUGGAGUGUCUGUGAACCUGCUCCGGGAAGUUUGUACUUGGCUGUGUCUCAAACCCCGCAAUCCCCCCGUCUUGGCGGCAAGGCUCGAGCACGCACAUCGAGAAGUAAAAUGGAGUCAUCAGCUGCGAGCUCUUGGGAGCGUUCCCUCGGCAUCUGUUCGCCAACAAACACGAGAUGGACUUGCCGCGACCAAAGCGCCGGGUCCUGUGCGGCGAAGGGCGCCAUUCCAGACAUGCUCCGCGCGUUGGAGCAGCCAACCGUUCCUCCCUAUUGAUGGUGCGUCAAAGGUGAGUCUGGAGUUCGGCAACACCGCUAAUGCGGAGGUGCUUCUUCUGGAAGGAUGCCAAAACACUGGUGAUGAUGUUCAUUCUGGUCCCUUCAGCACACGCGCGCACGGCUGGGUAGCAAACAACGCCACUGCAGCAACGGUGCUGCGGACCGGCAACGGGCGUGGCGUGUGCUUCGUAUGUAACACGGCGGCAGUCGUCUGGCCUGACGACAUGGGGCGCAGGCAACGAACUGCCUUGUCGUCACACCUCCUGCCGCGGAAAUUUAGUGGUUGA
This is a messenger RNA of Purpureocillium lilacinum, 627 nucleotides long. NCBI's taxonomy places the organism in Eukaryota, Fungi, Ascomycota, Sordariomycetes, Hypocreales, Ophiocordycipitaceae. The record is from RefSeq and is a predicted model, not a curated record.